Styela clava is the source of this 967-nucleotide messenger RNA. RefSeq lists its product as uncharacterized. Lineage: Eukaryota; Metazoa; Chordata; Ascidiacea; Stolidobranchia; Styelidae. The record is from RefSeq and is a predicted model, not a curated record.
UAGAAAUCAUCAAAACUCAUUGAAAUGGUUAAAACGGAGUAUAAUUCUGAAUUUCUUCAACGGCUAUAUAUGAAGAACUUCAAUAAAGUCGACACCUCGAGAUCCACGAUUUUUACUCAUUCUUCUGCUAGAUCGACUGUAAAACAUUCUAAACGAAAGACGUUUUUGCAUUCAUACGCGAAAUAUCACCUGAUAAUAGGCGGGUUAUGCAUUAUUUUUGGAGGAUUUGCGAUGAGUCCUUUACUUAACAGAGGUUCUUUUAUGUACUUCGAUCCAGGAAUAUACGUCGGCUUUACAUACAUAUCGAUGGGGUGUGUGGCUCUCACCUGUAACAAAACACUACAUACAAAGAAGUUGAUGAGUGUUUCACUUGCGUCACUCAUCAUUAUUGGAAUCGCAAUAUAUGCAAUUUAUUGCGAAAUUUGGAUAACUUCCAAUGCAAAGAACAUAUACGAAGAAAUGAAUAGCUUGAUGAAGAAUCGUCUUGUAAUCUUGGAGCUUCAGUCAAUAUUUGUUCUUCAUCUUAUGCUCAUUAUAUUAAACUGUGCUGAAUUGUACUUGGGAAUAACCUAUUUAAUUUAUUCUUUAUUUAAGAUAUGUUGCAAGACAUUAAAGUAUUUAUAAUUUGAAGAUUCUUCUCAUUCUUGUGUAGCAAUAAGUGAAAUGAAAAACUUAAAAAAUGUGGAAUGCAAAACAAAUACAGCAUAGGAAUGCAAAUAGAAUGACAGACUGAUUGGUUGCAUUAUUGAAAAUGAUAGUAAACUGGACAAAUCGAGGUUGAAAAAUAUAUAUAUACUUGAUCUCUGUGCUUGACCAAUAGCUGUUGUAACAUAUUUACAAGUGAGAUAACGCAUACUAGGCUAUUUUUUGUUUAGAAUCAUCUAUUCUAGAAUCUAGAUUUUAUACUUUUCGUGAGUUUUGUCUGUUUUUCUGAUUCUGUAACCAGUCGAUAUAUGAUUAUAUUAAA